AUGGACACUACACCUGCACCAUCUAGAGCCACCACGCUGCCGUACCAAACCCCUAAACGAGCCCGAAGUUCACCUACUCCUUGUCCAGCAGACAUAGGCUGUGUUGUAGGUAGGUCGGCGAUGGGGUGGGAUAUAGCUGGAUGGGUUGGUUGGUGUUCGGCGAUUGACUACACAAAAGAAUUUCAAGAUUUCAUCAACAGUUUUUCAAAAUCAAACAGAAAAGGAGUUAUGAGAACUGCUAGAAUCUGUGAAUUCAAUAAGAAAUUUAAUACUAAUUUUCAAAUUUAUGUGCCCAAACAUAGACAUUUUCAACCAAAGAAAGUAUCCGAGGAAUUAGAUUGGGUAUUUUACUUACAUAAAUCACAUUUCUGUCUCAUUAGAAGAAAUAACAAAACCUUAGGCAUUAAAGAAAUAGAAGAUAAUUACGAUGAAAACGUAUGGAAAACUUGUAAAGAUCAUAAUGCGGUAACACAAGUUUCACCUCUAAAACUAAACUUUUUUCCAACAAUUCACGAUGAUUGUUUAUACGCAUGGGAUUGCGAAACCUAUAGCGAAAAAGAAACGAAUAAAGCCAUUCCUUAUUUUUGCACGUUAAUUAAUUUAGAAAAACGAAGAGAAAUGUUAUACAGAAUAAAACAUAACUUUCCAGAUUUAAAUCCCACUGAUAGUGUAUCAGAAGAAUUUUAUAAUAAAUUAAUGAAUAUAUUAGAAAUAUUUGUGGGUAAAGAUUGCAUCGAUCAAAUGUUGCAACGUUUAGGAAAAAUAGAUCAAACAUUAAUUUCUCAUAACGGUAGCGGUUUUGAUAACUGGAUCGUGCUUAAAAAUGCGAAAAAACUAACGCAAUGUCCACUAGUAACAGCUAGAGGCAUUCAUGGGGAAAUUCAUCUAAUCUACCGAUGA
This is a messenger RNA of Lottia gigantea (owl limpet), 900 nucleotides long. RefSeq lists its product as hypothetical. Bases 1 to 900 code for a protein of 299 amino acids. Lineage: Eukaryota; Metazoa; Mollusca; Gastropoda; Lottiidae. The record is from RefSeq and is a predicted model, not a curated record. The transcript is spliced from 3 exons.